AUAAAAGAAAAAGUGAAAGGCACUACUCCUACCUCUUUUUAUUAAAUGUUGCUUACUUUCAUUACGUCAUAAAAAAAUUACUUGGCUAUUUAAAUGAUGAAAAAUGACAUGUGAAGUAUGCCAAAAAAGCGAUAAAAAGCCGAAAUACAUGGAAUAACUCACGUGAUAUCUUUCCCUUAACGAAUCAGCGCUUUUGCUUAUUAUGCUCUGUAAUGGUUUAUUUGGAAAUUGUACAUCGAGAUGUCAAUAUUUUAAUGUUAGAUAAGAAUUCGUAAUAAAACUAAAAUAAAAUAUUUCUUUCCAGUGUGUAAUGGUUAAAAAGUAAUAUCCACAACUUCAAAAAUGACUACUUUGCAGAAAGGAAUUGAUAUGGUUACUAAAGCUACUGAAGAAGACAAAAAGAAAAACUAUGAUGAAGCAUGCAGAUUAUAUGAACAUGGAGUUGAAUAUUUUUUACAUGCCAUUAAAUAUGAAGCUCAGAGUGAUAAAGCUAAAGAGAGCAUACGAGCAAAGUGUGUCCAGUACUUAGAAAGAGCAGAAAAGUUAAAGAAAUAUUUGAAGGACAAGCAAAAGAAGCCUAUUAAAGACACAGAGGAUGGUCCUACAUCAAAAAAUAGUGGCAACAGUAGUGAUAGUGAUGAUGACCCUGAAAAAAAGAAACUUACCCACCAAUUGGAAGGAGCCAUUGUUGUUGAGAAACCAAAUAUAAAAUGGUCUGAUGUUGCUGGCCUAGAAGGUGCAAAAGAAGCAUUAAAAGAAGCUGUUAUUUUACCUAUUAAAUUUCCCCAUCUUUUUACCGGUAAAAGGAAACCUUGGAAAGGAAUUUUAUUGUUUGGUCCUCCUGGAACAGGAAAAUCUUUUCUGGCAAAAGCAGUUGCCACUGAAGCAAAUAAUUCCACCUUUUUUUCUGUCUCAUCUUCAAGUCUAGUUUCUAAAUGGCUGGGGGAAAGUGAAAAGUAAUUAUUUUUAUGAUAAUUUAUUUAAAAU
Molecule: messenger RNA, 987 nt
Organism: Parasteatoda tepidariorum (common house spider)
Lineage: Eukaryota; Metazoa; Arthropoda; Arachnida; Araneae; Theridiidae
Product: vacuolar protein sorting-associated protein 4
Biological process (GO): endosomal transport; vacuole organization
Molecular function (GO): ATP binding; ATP hydrolysis activity
Source: RefSeq, a predicted model, not a curated record